Messenger RNA from Rhodotorula toruloides NP11, 891 nucleotides. RefSeq lists its product as uncharacterized. The record is from RefSeq and is a predicted model, not a curated record. Lineage: Eukaryota; Fungi; Basidiomycota; Microbotryomycetes; Sporidiobolales; Sporidiobolaceae. The transcript has 2 exons. The coding region runs from base 1 to 891 and encodes 296 amino acids.
AUGUCUGGAGUCAAGGAGGAGCCUGAAAUUCAGCGCAUCAUGGCGGGCGAGGCGAAUCUUGCUCGACAAGCGAUCGCGGCCCUGGGCGGAGGAGUCGGUACGAGUGGGUCGCAGAACGCUGUGGCGAGCGGGUCGGGGACGCAGAAUGGUCAGGUGAGCAGUGCAGGAACGCAGGCAGGUGCGACGUCGUCGAGCGACGCGAAGCCAUCGAAGGGCACGACCGUCCUCUUCCCGCACCGCACUUCCUUCUCGACCGCCGACGAGUUCUUCGCCGAAUGCUCGACGCGGCUCCGGUCGCAGUACGGCUACCCCGCCAAUCCGUCGAAGCGCAAGGACGACAAGGUGACCGUGCGCUGCUUCUGCCACAAGCUGAAUGGCUGCCCGUUCCGCGUCUGCGCUCUCAAGCAGCAGGACGGCAGCUGGUUCGUGCAGAACAAGGCGUGUACCUGGGACCACUCGCAUCCCGCUUCGACGACACCUCUCCCGCCGUCCAUCUCGACGACGCCUCUUCCGGCGUCUCGUCCAGCUUCGACCGCUCCGGCAUCGUCGUCGUUCAUUGGGCCGCAGCCACUCGUGCCGGCGGUUGCUUCGACCUCGUCUCUGGCGCCUUCAGCCGCAACAAAUUCUACUCUUGCGGCAUCCUCGCCCCGGGCAAUAGAGCCAGUCGCGCAAACGGUACAUGCAUCGAAUUCGUUCUCUCAGCCGCCAGUUUCGGUUGCGCCACCUCCCGCUACGACACACCCGCAUCCCUCUCCGGCUACGAUUGCGCAGUCAAAGCCGAUGGUUCCAGUAGCGGAUCCGGUGACGAUGCUGCCGCCUUCUCGUCCGCCCUCUGCCGCUUCGUCCAAGCCGACGAAGGAUGCGACAAGCUCGACCUCGGCGCCGCCGUAG